Molecule: messenger RNA, 1535 nt
Organism: Zymoseptoria tritici IPO323
Lineage: Eukaryota; Fungi; Ascomycota; Dothideomycetes; Mycosphaerellales; Mycosphaerellaceae
Exons: 1
Coding region: 189-1535 (448 amino acids)
Biological process (GO): retrograde vesicle-mediated transport, Golgi to endoplasmic reticulum
Cellular component (GO): endoplasmic reticulum; SNARE complex
Molecular function (GO): SNAP receptor activity
Source: RefSeq, a predicted model, not a curated record
AGACACGACGCUGAAACCCAUUUGUCCGCAGAAAAUUACAGGAAACUCUCAACGCGACACGAGAAGCACGACGCGACACGGAAUAUCUGUAACCUUGGUGGUGCGAAUACCUUUAGCUUCAACGAUUUAUACGUCAUCCCAGAACAACGGGCACACAGAGCUCUUACAACAACUCCCUUGCUCAUGCGAUGAAUGCAAACGAGCUGUCAAAUCAGUUGACGGCCCUGUCCGACUCGCUCAAGACCACGAAUGCCCUUAUCAGUCGCCUCUCCAAACUUAGCUUCCAACCCGGCUCCGAACCACUUCAAGGCGAUAGCGUUGUGCGCAUUGAGCUUGCGCAGGAGAUUCACGACGGUCUGAAAGACUUAGAAGAGGAGCUAGAAUACCUCAAGCAGGAGGCCGAAGACUAUACCAACGAGGGCGGAUUGCAAAGGCGGCGGAAGAGCAAAGACGGAGAAGAAGUACGACUCAGCGCUCAGGUCGUCCGUCUGAGUGAGGAGCUCGUCCAUUCGCGACAGCAGUUCCGGAACGCACAGAUCAAAGCCAAGUUUGCGAGUGAGGAGGCGAAGAGGAAAGAGCGGGAGCUAUUGUUGGAAAGCUAUCGGAAAGAAGCUGAGCAGAUAGAGACCAGUGGUGGAGACCAGGGAACAGAAUCGCAGUCAACCACCGACCAGCUAUUCUCUGGCCGCAGCAAGAAGCCGCAGUUGAAACACUUGAAUAAAGACGAGAUUCUCGUCAACGCAUCUUCCGACGUGACAGCAGCUCUCCGACGCACACACGACCUACUUUCCACGGAACUUUCGAGAUCGCGAUUUGCGCAGGAGACAUUUGACGAGUCCACGGCGGCUCUUUCACAACUGGGCGAGGACUACAGCAAUCUCGACACAAUACUGAGCAAUAGCAGAAAUCUUCUCGGAACUCUUCUCAGAAGCCAAAAGAGCGACACCUGGUAUCUCGAAACCGCCUUCUACAUCCUCCUCACAACACUCUGCUGGCUCUUCUUCCGCCGUCUGCUCUACGGACCAUUCUUCAAACUUCCACUCUUCUUCUGGAGAGUCUUCACCUUCCUCGCCAACUGGACCAUCUUCAAACCCUUCUUGGGUUUCCUCUCCUUGACCGGCAUUCUGACUAGUCAGCCGGCCACCACACUAUCGCAAACAGUGAUAAGCUCCUCCUCUCGAGCUCCAUUGAUCGUUCAACCCAGUGCGUCUCGCGGCGCCCAGGCCUUCCCAAGCGACAUGCCCGACCAACCUGCAGCGGGCGUACGUGUCGGCGCGGGUGGAGCAGGAGCGAAAGCCGGCAAGAGCGGUGAGCUGCAAGGACAAGUUUCGGAAGCAAUCGGAAAGAUGGCAGAGGCGAGUGGAAAGACAGAAGACGAGGCGAAGCAAAAUGCCGAGGGCGAGAAAGAACUGCCGCGAAGAGGUGACGGCACGGUACUACAGGAGAGAGGUGAUGUGCCGAGAAAUCCGAAGAAGAGAACUUUCGACGUGGGCGUGGAGGAUGAGAAGCAGAAAGUCAAGAGAGAUGAAUUGUGA